UUUGUGCGAAAAUUAACUUUGGCCUGCUAACUUUACGCCAAAACUUGAAAUUGUUUAUUUAUUGAAAAAUAUAAAAUUCCAAGUAUUUUAAUUACGCUACCAGAAACCACCACGUGAACACCUGGAAGUAUUUAUUAUAAAAAAGUGGAAAAUUAAAAAUUGGCCGACUAACUUUACUACAGUCGGUUUUGACUAUAUAGCGAUAUGGGGCCGUCGUGGUGUAAACAGUUGUUAAUCAAUAGAUCGCCGCUAAUACUACUGGGAUCGAUCUAUCUAAAUUUUCAUCAUUCGUUUUUGGUUAUUCAACGUAUAUUCAACUUGUUUUUUCAUGCUCCCUCGGCGAUAAUUAACGCGAAUGAAAAAAAGCUUAAUUUUGUUCUGUUUGUUUUGACCAUUUCAUUAUUCAUUUUACAUUCCGAUCAUUAGGUUAUAUUACUCAUUAUUGUCGAGCUGUAUGGAUGUCAAGCUCAUGGCUUUGCCACAAAAAUGAGGAGAAAUGAAAAGACUUCAACAAGCACGGGGAACUGACAGUGAUAAAAUAUAAAACCGCGUAUUUCAGCUUUUAUUAUUUGCACAGAAUUGAAAAACUAUUGAGUAUUGUUCAUAUUAACAAUGGACAAAUACGAAAUUCUUGGUCAGGUCGGAGAAGGAUCUUUUGGCCAAGUUUACAAAGCCAGGAAGCGCUCAUCAGGUGAAAUUGUUGCUUUUAAAAUCAUAAGAAAGCGAGGUCGUUCUCUGAAAGAACUGAAGAGUUUACGUCAAGAGUGCGAAAUUCAGAGUCGUCUUCAUCAUCCAAAUAUUGUGCAAAUGCUAGACUCUUUUGAGACUGAAAAUGAGAUAGUUGUUGUGAUAGAAUAUGUGGAUAAAGAAUUGUACGAGAUUCUGGGAAAAGCAGGACGUCUUCCCGAAGAAAGAGCUAGAUUGAUCGCCUGCGAUCUUGUAUCUGCACUCUAUUAUCUCCAUUCCAAUAGAGUCUUGCACAGGGAUCUCAAGCCGCAGAAUAUUUUACUGGAGGCCAAUGGUGUUGCCAAGCUAUGCGACUUUGGAUUUGCUCGAAGUAUGAGUACAGGAACUCACGUUGUAACAUCUAUCAAAGGAACGCCUCUUUACAUGGCACCGGAACUUAUUGAAGUAUGCCCGUACGAUCAUAACGCAGAUUUAUGGUCUCUCGGAUGUAUAAUAUACGAAUUAAUCGUUGGGACUCCACCGUUUCAGGCUACGUCGAUACUUCAUUUAGUUCGAUUAAUACGUUAUGAAACAGUCAAAUGGCCUGAAUUUAUUUCACCGUCUUGCAAGUCUUUUUUGCAGGGUCUGCUGCAAAAAGACUCGUCGCAGCGUUUAACUUGGCCUGAAUUGUUGGAUCAUCCAUUCGUCGAGGGUAGAAUUUUAACAAUUGGUAAAUCAGCUCCGACACCAUUCACUACACCAUUGUCGGCAAGUCAGGCACUUGCAAAACAACAGCAAAUGCAGAGUCUGGGAAUGCAUUCAGCAAGUCGUUCAAAAUUACUAGUGAGAGCAGUGGAGAAGAUUUACCAACAAGAGCAUAAAUUGCAUGAACAACGUCAUAGAACGUGUGUAUCACAGCCUCAAUAUCCAGUAAAUCAGGAUUAUUGUUACAUAAGACCACACCAAGAUUAUCAAGCACUGCGGCGUAGCGAGCCAAGUGGUACAGAUUCAAGUGCGAGUGUCGACGUAUUGUUGAGCAAUUUUAGCUUUCGUGGUUCUCUCAGGAGCGAUCUUAUGGCAGCUGAAAAUGCUAUAUGUGAAAGCGAGUAUCCAAUGAAUGAAAUAAUCCGACCAGUGACGCCGGGAGCGAUGGAGGAUCCGGAAGUGAAGUUGGAGAAAGAACACGAUCAGCGAAGUCUGGUGGCUCAUAUUGGAAAUACCUUCUCUCGUAUCAAGAUUGAAACCGGUGAAGAGCUUGCAAAAGAAUCGAAAACGAUAAAAAAUAUUUCAGAUAAAAAACCUAUUAUGAACGGUGAUGGUGAUUGGAAGUCACGGAGGAGUCGUUUGAGUAAUGAUUAUGAGCAUGAAUUUGACAACGCAGCUCAUGAAAACCUAACAAAAAAACAAUCGGGUCUUGGAGAUUGGGAUCCUUCAGUGGUAAAGCAUCAUAUUGAGAACGAGGAGUGGAUCGCUUUUUUACAACGUUCCAUGAAAGAAGUGAUCGACGGUGAGAUUGACUCAUUGUUGCAAAAAAAUUGCGUCUCAGUUUUUGUUUCGCCAUUGAGGAAUCCAGCUGCCAGCUGUCGAGUGGUUGAGUAUGUUGCCUGUCUGUUGUCAUUACCAUUUGUUAGCAGGUUAUCCCACGAAAAUAUGAACUUGAUAAAGCUGGUUUAUUUAGACGUUAGAGUUGUGCCUAAUCUUGUCUACGCCAUGAAAAUCAUCAUGUCAGAGAGAGCAGAAAAAAACGAGACUAUCGUUUCAGCCAAAUGUGAUGAUACGAAAGUAGCUUCGAUACUUUCGGCCGAUGAGCUACAAGCUCUUGAAGCCUCGUUGCUCGUACUCUGUCGACUCGUUCAUGCAGGACAACAAUUUCUCACUCAAUUUUGUGAUGCCGUCUAUAUUGUCAACGGCAUACCAUUUCUGCGACAGCUGUUGACACUCGAAAAAAGAAAAGCCCGUAUAAUUGGUGACCUCGUCGCUAUACUUAAUAACAUUUUACGUUUACAACCCGAAAAUGCUGAUCUCGUCAAGGGAGUGAUGAUUCGCUCGAAUAAUCCUAGUCAACCGAUCGCUCUACUUGAAAAACUUUUGACACAUCGUCACAGUAUCAUACGUUUACGGACGUGCACUCUCGUAAGACUUCUUGGGAGAUUUUGCUACAGAGUCUUGCAGCGAAUUUGGUGUAAAGAGCUAAAGGGCUUGCUCGAAUCAUUAGCACGGGGUGAUGAAGAUGAGUUGGUUAAAAAUGUAUGAAGCAACUUUUUUCCCUUGGGUAUUCGUUAUGUUUUUAAAAUUAUGGUAAAUAUUCAAAAGUACGACUUUUCCCAGAGAUCAUAAUAACAUGUUUUUUGUCUGGACUGCUUGAAUUGGUCACCAGUCACGAUAUUCUGUCCGCCAGGUUGAUUUUUUUAUUAUUUCCAUGGAUUAUGAGGUUUUGAAAUCCCUCGAAUUGUGGCAUUUCUACGUGCCUAAUGGUAACUUUUAUAUGUCAUAAGUUGCAAUGGCUGCUCAUAGCCAUUUUAUCUCAUGAUGCAAUAUAAACAAAAGAAAAGUUAUAAUAUUAAGUGGCAAUGUUGUGCCGGUACAUCGCACUCUUAAAAUAAAGAGUAUAUAAAUUAAGCGUUCUCAACAUAAAUGCAUCGACGGCGAAUUAUUGACGUUCCCGAACGAGCGCAUCGACCCUCGAUGUCAUCACCGAAACUACGAGAAAGAAUACCACGCUAUAUUGUCGCGAGAGGGGGAAAAACCCCCGAGUCUAUAAUUUUACCAACUAACCAAAAUUCGACAAUCUUUGACGAAACUUGUAACGAUUGGCCUUGAGGCAAUAAAACCUCGAAUUUGUAACUUCUUAAAUAAACUUAUUGUUAACUUGUUGUAAAAGUA
Messenger RNA from Venturia canescens, 3549 nucleotides. It is a transcript of the gene fu, whose product is annotated as STKc_STK36 domain-containing protein fused. Gene Ontology annotation, molecular function: ATP binding; protein kinase activity. Lineage: Eukaryota; Metazoa; Arthropoda; Insecta; Hymenoptera; Ichneumonidae. Bases 613 to 2919 code for a protein of 768 amino acids. Gene Ontology annotation, biological process: protein phosphorylation. The transcript has 7 exons. Gene Ontology annotation, cellular component: cytoplasm. The record is from RefSeq and is a predicted model, not a curated record.